Molecule: messenger RNA, 2720 nt
Organism: Coniophora puteana RWD-64-598 SS2
Lineage: Eukaryota; Fungi; Basidiomycota; Agaricomycetes; Boletales; Coniophoraceae
Product: elongation factor G mitochondrial
Exons: 6
Biological process (GO): mitochondrial translational elongation
Cellular component (GO): mitochondrion
Molecular function (GO): GTPase activity; translation elongation factor activity; GTP binding
Source: RefSeq, a predicted model, not a curated record
GGAUGCAGACGGUCGGACGGACACUCCCCAGGCUAACCAGGUCAGGCUCCUUGGCCUCCCUCACCCUACGCUCACGCCUCGCACGCCCCGCCCCUCUCUUCCGCUUUUCUACCCUUUCUUCCCGCUCCCAGAACGCCGCCCUCGCGUCUGAGCUCCGCGACCUCCGCACACAAGUGCGCGCCGCGUCCACCGCCGCUGCACUCAAGACAAACACCGCGCCAGAUGCCGCAGCGAGCGAGAACGCAUCGGCGUACCAGCUGACCGAGACGGACGUCAAGCGGCUCAAGUUUCAGCGCAAUAUUGGCGUUUCUGCCCAUAUUGACUCGGGCAAAACCACGCUCACGGAGCGCGUGCUGUACUACACCGGGCGUAUCAAUGAUAUUCACGAGGUCCGCGGUAAAGACUCCGUCGGCGCCAAAAUGGACUCGAUGGACCUCGAGCGCGAAAAGGGCAUCACCAUCCAGAGCGCCGCCACCUUCUGCGACUGGGAGGCCACCUCCCCCACCACCGGCGAGCGCAACAAGUACGCCGUGAACAUCAUCGACACCCCCGGCCACGUCGACUUCACCAUCGAGGUCGAGCGCGCCCUCCGCGUCCUCGACGGCGCCAUUCUCGUGUUAUGUGCUGUCGCGGGCGUGCAGAGCCAGACGACGACGGUGGAUAGGCAGAUGAGAAGGUAUGGCGUGCCGAGGAUUUCGUUUAUUAAUAAGAUGGAUCGACCUGGUGCGAACCCAUGGCGCGUCAUCAACCAGAUCCGGCAAAAGCUCAAGAUUGCCGCUGCCGCCGUGCAGGUCCCCAUCGUCGAGAACGACGAGCUAAAGGGUGUCGUCGACCUCGUCCGGUGGAAGGCCAUCUACAACGAAGGCCACAAGGGCAUCGACAUCGUCGAGAGCGACGACAUCCCCGCGUCCACACUCGCCCUCGCCCAGCGGAAACGCACCGAGCUCCUCGAGCAGCUCGCCGAAGUCGACGACGCGAUCGGCGACGCCCUCCUCUGCGACGAAGUGCCCUCCCCGCCCGAGCUCGCCGCGGCCAUCCGGCGCGCGACCGUCUCGCUCCGCUUCUCGCCCGUGUUCAUGGGCAGCGCGAUCAAAAACACCGCCGUGCAGCCCUUAUUGGACGGCGUCUGCGCGUACCUCGCCUCGCCCGCCGAGGCGCGCGUCGUCGCGACGGACACGGCGGCAGUCGAGUCCGGCGCCGCGGAGGAGGGCACGCCCGAGGCGGAGGUGGAGCUCGUGCCCGCUGCGCAGGCGCCGCUUGUCGGGCUGGCGUUUAAGCUCGAGGAGGGGCGGUUCGGGCAGCUGACGUAUAUGCGCGUGUACCAGGGCACGUUGCGCAAGGGCGGGCACAUUUAUAAUGCGAAGAGCGGGAAGAAGGUCAAGGUGCCGAGACUGGUGCGGAUGCACAGUAAUGAGAUGGAGGAUAUCGAGAGUAUCGGGCCGGGUGAGAUUUGUGCGAUUUUCGGGGUGGAGUGUUCGUCCGGGGACACGUUCACGGACGGCUCGACGAGCCUGUCGAUGACACCCAUGUUCGUCCCAGACCCCGUCAUCUCGCUCGCCGUGAAACCCGCGGGCAAAGAAACACCCAACUUCUCACGCGCGCUCAACCGGUUCCAGAAAGAAGACCCGACCUUCCGCGUGCACCUCGACCCCGAGUCCAAAGAGACGAUCAUAUCGGGCAUGGGCGAGCUGCACCUCGAGAUCUACGUCGAGCGCAUGCGGCGCGAGUAUAAUGUCGAGUGCACGACGGGCAAGCCGCGCGUCGCGUUCCGCGAGACGAUCACGCAGCGCGCGGAGUUUGCGUUCACGCAUAAGAAGCAGACGGGCGGGCAGGGCCAGUUUGCGAGGAUUAGCGGGUAUAUUGAGCCGCUGUAUGAUCCGAACGAGGGGCCGUCGUCUUCGUCUGGGAGUGGUGGUGGUGGUGGUGAGGCGGAGGGCGAUGGGGGUGAUAAGCGCAAGAUGGCGAAGAAGCCCGGUGGGGGGAGGAAGGACGCGGUGUUCGAGAACGAUGUGAUGGGCGGGACGGUGCCGAGCAAUUUUAUCCCUGCGAUCGAGAAGGGCUUCUACGAGGCGCUCGAAAAAGGCACACUCUCCGGCAACCCGAUCACCAACGCGCGCUUCGUCCUGCAAGACGGCGCAUACCACGCCGUCGACUCCUCCGAACUCGCCUUCCGCCUCUGCACGAUCGGCGCCAUCCGCGAAGUAUACGCCAAAACGCGCCCGGCCGUCCUCGAGCCGAUCAUGUCCGUCGAAGUCGUCGCACCCGCCGAGUUCCAGGCCGCCGUCAUCGGCGGGCUUAAUUCCCGCCGGGGCACGAUUGUUGAUUCGGAAGUGAGGGACGAGGAGUUCACGUGUACGGCGGAGGUGGCGUUGAAUGAGAUGUUUGGGUAUAGCGGGCAGCUGAGGGGACAGACGCAGGGGAAGGGCGAGUUUAGUAUGGAGUAUAGGGAUCAUCGGCCGGUGUUGCCGCCGCUGCAGAGGGAGAUGGAGGAGGCGUAUAAGCGGUCGAUGCCGCAGGCGAAGAAGUAGGUGUGGUGCUGGGGGUGGAGCGCAUGCUUUGCUUUGGUUGGGCUCUAUUGGUGUGGAGGCUGGGGCGGCGCGCAUGCUUGCAUAGAUUUAUGGUUUUUACUGCAUACCACGAUAAACUGACUACAUACAUAGAGUAACAUAGUUGUAAUGCUUCCCCCGUAACUGGGGCUGGGUAAUGGGAUCGCUAUCAUC